Molecule: messenger RNA, 2346 nt
Organism: Acaulospora colombiana
Lineage: Eukaryota; Fungi; Glomeromycota; Glomeromycetes; Diversisporales; Acaulosporaceae
Source: the annotation of a GenBank genome assembly
AUGUGGGAAGCCGCAUUGGUCGAGGAGAACAAACGACUCUCAGUGUCAUCACUUGUUUGGCUCCUCGGUCAAAUCGAAAGGCUCGAAAGAUCAAUGAAGACAGUCCUGGAAACCUUCCGGUGUAUCAUCGGCGAGGAUACAGGAUUAAUCCUUGCACAACAUCAUUCGAAAGACGAAGUGCAGUGGGCAGUUAUGUUUGAGGCCAUCACUCGAUCCCUUUUUCCUACCAAGCGGGACUGGGAAGAUCGCGGCUAUACAGUAGAGGAGGAAACCGACUUGAUGACCUUGUUCCAGAUGAUAGCCGUGGUUAAUGAUGGAAUCACACUGAAAGGUGAAGUUUGGGCACUUCUUACCGGCUUCCCUUUCGAUCAAGAAUCCGAACAAUCUACUCCGUUGGGCUUGGCAGUUCGCUUCGCCGCCUGGAGGCACAAAAGACCAUUUCCAAGAGACUCAACUCUGAGUUGGCCCAAAGAGUUGUUCUCUGAUAUCUGCAAGCACCAUCGAAACAAACUUCACUACAUCAUUCAAGUCCUGCUGCAAGAGUUUGGUAUCUUGAUGAAUGAAAACACAGAAAAUGGCGUCCGAGACUUUAUCAUCGACUGCUUGACGAUGCUAUGGGAAACACUUGACCUCGAUGAAGGACGGCCUCUGGCCAAAGAAAUUCGUUCUACAAUGCUAUCGACAACUCUCUCCGUCAUGGGGAUCCCAUUCACUGCAUCCACUUCUCUUCAUGAUCGCAUGACGAUGGUUAUCGACACAUUUGAUACUCAACAAGACACCCAAAGGUACCAACCAUUUGUUCAGGCCCUAGUCCUUCAAAUACUCCUCGACCUUUGUUCGUUCGAUUGCAAGUCUCGUCUCAAACUCUUUCAAAUUCUGCGACAUUCAUCUCUCGCAAAUCUAUGGAAGAGGGAUCUCACUAUCAGGUCCUUUACAAUACCAUCCUCUCGUAUGCAUUUUUGGCCUUACAUAAAGAGAUGGUACCCGACCGAUCGCACGUCCAAACAUCCCUGGGCCAUAGAGCUAGCAGCGGCGGUUAAAAACACCAUUGAUCAUCUUCCUCGUGUGUUAAUAAAAGGAAGUGAUGAAUGGAACAUACUGACGAUAGCGUUGGAGACACUCGCUGUGUGCAUCGGUGCCAAUACGUUCAGCGAGAUCUCAAGCGUGUCAUCCAGCGACCUAUCUCCCGACCGCUGCUUUGAAUGGCUUCUGGAUGUGCUAUCUAAUCUCUCUGCUGGAAUGUAUGAUGAGAGAUUCGGGUUCAUCGUAUCUUCUAUGCUUACAGGGUCAGUCCGAAAUUUACUUCGCGACGCAUUUUAUUGUUCCGAUAGUACCAUAUUAGUAGGUGCAGGCUACUCCUCCCUUACAAGGCGAAAAAUUCUGGUAAACCGAUGUAGUGACCCCUCUCUCAUAUUUGCAGCGUGUGCUCUCUUUGGAUGGAACUACGAACCCUCUCGUCCUAGAGCUGCUGAUGCCGCAUGGGGUACAAGAGCUCUCAAAGGUGCAUUUGCGCAUUGGGAUAAUUACGAACCCCACAUGUUCCUCGAAUGCGAUAAGAAGCUUUUACCGGAGCUCGGGAACCGUGAAGAAGAUAAUGAAUUUUGGGACGAUUAUGUGAUAAGAUUUUUGCAGCGACGAGCACACCCAAUCAAACGUCUCUUUGUCGAAACACAAGGCUCCCGACCAUUCAUGGAGGUGAAGGCGAAUGAGGUGGCCAAAGAGAUAUUCGAUACCUCCAUGGUUACUUUUGGGAAUAUGGUUUCCAGAGACUCUAGUAGGGCUAGUACGAAUAAAAGACUGCGUUUACACGUUGGUAUCCUCAAGGUGGUCACGCAACUGUCUGCGCUUCAUGGUUUCGGGCAAAAUUUCCUCAAGCCCAACAAUCUCAAAUGGUUCAAUAAGCUACAAUGGGAUCCACUAGAAGGAGACAGGGCGAUAAAAGAACUGGGGUUCAGUAGCUAUACGCCAAUAGGUGCCUUGAACUAUUGGCUCCACGUUAUGAUCGAUAGCAAGGCUCUGAAAGGUCACCAAGUCAAGGCGAUUAUCAACUCGGAUAUUCUAAAGACUUCCCAGGAGAGAGGUGCACCGGAUGUUAUCAAAUUUAUCAGCCUUGUGUCGAACCUCGACCCAGAUGUUCGUAAUCAGUUACGUCGUCCUGAACGAGGAAAUCCCACACCAAUCAAUAUCUGCACCAGAAUACUUGGGGAGAUCGUAGAUACACAAGAAGAGAAAAUGAGAUCUAAUUCGACGUAUUGGGAGACUCAAGGAAAAGCCCUCUUUGGUGUACAGAGCUUUCAGGAGUGGAGAGAUGGCGUAGGCUUGUUGAUUGAUAAGCUAAAUCAAUAA